AGUCUUUAUUGUUGACAUGACUUGCCAUGGUUUACAGCGAAAAUAAGCCAAACAUUGCUGAUUGUUCUCUCUUGCUUUUGCUACCAACACGCUCGUAUUGACGAUGCUGGCCACAGGAACAGAGGCUCCACUACCCCGGAGCUUUCUGCCUGAAUUUGCUGAUCUAUGUACCAAGAUUCUCCACCCAUCUCCGUCAAAGGUCCCAACAGCCGAUACUCUUUUCACCGGCCAACGCCCGACUAUCCGUCAAAUUUCCCCAUACCUUACGACGUUCUUCACAUAUACCCUCGAUGACCGGAUUCAUACCAACUUCAGCUCCACUAGACCCGAAGCGUGGACAGGCAAACUACAAGAGCGGGUGGCGACUAUCUUGUACAAACUAAGAGAAGACCGAAAUUUUGACUCGGCAAAUGCACUGGAGGGGUUAUUAGAAAAAAUUGGAUUCUAUUGUGGGAAUUUCGAUAUAGACGAUACGGAGAAGAAUCGAGAUACAAUUGAACUUGCCAAAGGAAGCAGUGCUGAGAUUAUUCCAUGGAAAGAAAAGCUGGCAGUCCUAUGGCUCAUUAUGAGCCUGGGGAAUGUUCAAAAAGGCUCUCCUAACUUGAGCAGCUUUGCAAAAGAUGUCCUGGCGUCGCGAUAUAACCACAUUCUUCAAUAUGACUCAUCAGCUACAUCAGAUCCCUGUAACGACAAGGCAUUUUUGAUGCCUAGUAGAUACAAUCUGCAACUCACCGAUUCACCGGCCAUGGAAUCGCUAUUGCGGAGUCAUCACCCAUACGAUAUUGUAUACCCACCAGCAGUUUUUGAGAGUGGACUAAGACCUGCCGUUGACGAGAUAGUUGUGGAACGUGAUGUUUUGGAAGGUAGCUCUUUAUUCCUGAAAGGAGUUCGAAAGGGGGAUUCUUACGAUGAUAACAAGACGCGGACUAUAUUUGGCGCCCUGACUCAUCCGUCCAUUAAUAUGCCUAGGAAUGUCUGGAAUUUGGAGGUGCACAUGGCGCUCCCACGAUUGGGUACCCGUCCACAAGCUAUCUCGGCCUUGUCGUCAGGCAUGGAAGGGAGCGGAGAACAGGAAGCAGAUCAACGAAGCGCGCAAGUUUCCCGCAUAUCCUAUGACAGUGGAUAUGAAGACCACGAUGACAUCUGGACAAGUCUGCGCAGAGAAAACGAGACCUUAAUAACGCCCUUGAGGAGUUGGGAGAUGCUGGAUGCGCAUUACCAAGAUCGAGAUGCGCGAAGGACCGAUCGUCACAUGGUAUCUCCAUAUGUCAGCGAAGCCAGUUUUGAGCUCUUUGACGCGAUCUACAGAAAUCAUUUUUCCCAUGAAUUUAACAGAGAAGAGUACCUCCUUGUCGCGGAACAGGAACAACUAUUGAAGGAUGUCAUGAACCUCAUCAUUGGCAUUCAGUCAGAUAGUUUCGUGUACAUACCAGAAACGAUGGAGUUCCGGAUUUCCCAAGAUGCCGAAGGUCGCUUGCGUACACUUGGCUGCAGUGCAACAAGCUUUCAGAGAUAUUUGAGGCGAUUCUUGGCUAUUGGUACAAAUAUGAUACGGCUGGAGCACGUAGUGCGAAUGAUUGAAGAUGACACAAGCCACGGACAAAUUGGUCUUGCCUUUGCCCAUGCUCUGGCGUCUUUCGUGUCCUUUAUUAGAGCCUGCUUGGUCGCUGUCCCUGACAGUUUAGGCGACGACAGCAAGCAUCUGCAGCUAAUUCGAUUGUACCAUGCGCUCAAUGAGCCUUUUUAUCUGCUAACGGUUCUGACAGAGAUAUGUCAGUGUAGUGAGUCGCCAUCCUACAACGCCGAAGGCACCUUUCAGAUCCCGCGUGGUGCUACCCUCCUCUCCCGCCUAUACGACGCGGCGUGCGCAGUUGAUACUGUUCUGACCGCGGGCACCUCGAAGAGGGAUCACCUGUUGCGCUUAAUCCUACUCGGACUACUCCAGCAUACUACGCGCCCAUACUUUGCCUGGUUUGAGCAAUGGCUCGGCCUUCCCGCAGGAACUGAUGACGGCCUCGAAACACUCGGAGGAUUGAUCGAGCAGAUGACAGAUGUUUGGGAUCCGUAUGGGGAAUUUUUCGUCCAAUACAAGGACAUUCCAGAGCAGAGUGGUGGUGAGGCGUUCUGGCGAGCAGGAUGGCAGAUGAACCAGGCUUCGCCAGCGCCCUCCUUCAUCCCCCUGUCACUGGCGCAGGAGAUACUACACGCGGGAAAGUAUUUGAGGUUGCUGCGGUUGUAUCAGCGAGAUCACCCGCUGGUCAGGUUACAGGACGAGGGGAAAACUCUUCGUGCACUACUCAGGCAGGAUGGACGCUUGCGAUGGAUUUGGCAAGAGGAUGAGGCUUUCAGAUUCUGCCGAGCGAUUGACCUUUGUAUCCAUGAAAUGAACAAUACAAUCAUGGAAGCAGAGAAGGCGACAGCUGAGGCAGCGCAUAGCGAAACACGACGGAUUGAAGAACGGAUUGAAGAAACUAAGAAGCAGCAAGUACGGCUGUUGGAUGCAAAAGCUGAGCAGAUGCGUAAGGCGAAGGAAGAACAAGUACAGAAGAAACGAGCAUUGCAAUCCGAAAUCGACGAGUUUCUUGCUGAGCGCGAUGCACUCAAACGCGCUCAUGCGGAACAAGCAAAGGCAGAAGCAGAGAAACACCUAGAGCAAGAGGUUGAAAAGGAACAUGAGCGACUUAGACUGGUAGAAGAGGAGAAAAGAAGGAUGAUUGAACAACAUGAAGCGAGGAUGAGGGAAAUACAAAAGAAAGAAGAACUUCUCGAAUGGAAGCGACAAAGAUUGAUGCUUGGUGACAAAAGGAGAGAAGUUUUGGAACGUGGGUGGAGUACAGUAGAAGAAUCUAUAAAUGCCGCGUACGAGUCCAGGGUAAUCGCGGGGGAAAGGGUCGAGUUGGAUGCGAAGCAUGAGAAUGGAGAACGGUCGGCAGAGACCGAGCUCAAAGAAUUGCAAGAAGCGCCGGAUGAGAGCUUUGUGACUGCAAGUGAGCAUUCAGUUACCGCCGAGGUUGAUACGCCAAUUCCGUCACCGGAGGAAAUUAUGGAUGAAGCGGUGCCCACUGCUGAACUGAUGCAGGAGAAUGAGUCGUCGCCCAAUGCGCUCGACACCAUCACAAGCUCAGACGUUCCACCUCCAAGUCAUCCCAGCAAUUAUACAUUGUCAUCCAAUGAUGACGCGGGCGCUCCCUCGCUAUACAAAUACAAUACCGUCCCGAAUCUCGCGGAGAUGGGAUCGCUGAAUGCGUUGCUCGACCCUUCGUCCUUAUCGCCCUUCUUUGCUCCUGGAUUUGGUCAAGCCCAGCAUAGUGUCGCGGCUGUGCCAGCGGCGACACAGACGGUCGAGACCGAAGUCGGUCCUGAAUAUGACGUACCGUCUGGGGAUCACGCCAACGCGAUUGGAACGGUUGGAGCAACUACUAUCGAAUCGAUGAAAGAGACUUCGAAGCAAGAAUCCCUUCCGCCGCUGGAUACAAAUGAGGAUCCUCCCAAGACGACGGUUGCCUUGUCCGGAACAUUCUCUUUUGCGCGAUUCCUUGAGAAUAACCUGCCAAACGAAGUCCCGUGGGGAAGCGAUAUAUCAGUUGAAUCUUCUCUGUCCAUACUUACCAUGCGAACACUCCAUUCGAGUCUCUCGUCCUUCAGUACGUUGAUCUCAAAAGCCGUCAUGAACGCUCUAUACCCAGGCAUCCGAACGCAUUUGGGAAUCGCCGGACGAUACCUAUUAUUGGGCGACCGCCUAUUUUUGACGCGCUUGACAAAAGCCCUGUUCGAGGAGGGUGGCGGUGUUGAUGUGGACGGACGUACCGAUGGCCACUGGCCACCAGGAUUUGGAGAGCUAUCAGAUGCAUUGCAAGGUGUUGUGCCAGAACACCUACAUGGUGACGUCCAUGGUGAUAUCGGCAAGCUGUCUUUUGAAGGCAAAGCUACUGAAAGAAACGCUGGAGCAUUGGACGCCCUCUCUUUUCUCCGGCUUCAAUAUACGGCACCAAUGCCGUUUGAUAUCGUCAUGACCGAAUCUACCGCACAUAAGUAUGAUCGCAUUUUUGAAUUUAUGCUGGUCCUCGAACGUGUUCGAAUAGCAUUGGAUCGGGUCUGCGUCAGUGAGUGGUGGUGGCGAAACAGUCCAGCGCGCGAUACACGACGUGCUGGCGAAUCGUGGAUGAAGGGAGAUCCUGACAGUCGGGAUCCGGUAUGGAAAUCCUGGAGCGAAAGGGAUAGAAAAGCUGCCGUGCAUUUACACUGGGAGGCGCGUGCAUUUGUUGGAGGGCUGCUGAGAUAUGGAUAUGAGAUUGGAAUUGGAGAGGUUUGGGAGGGUUUUCAGCGAAUCCUUGAUCGGGAAACUGACAAUGGUUUGGGAGAAACAAGCGGAAUGGAUUUGGAAGAGGUAUACAAGCUACACCACAUGACACUGGACCGAAUACAGUGGCGAUUGUUAAUGAGAGCCAAACAAAAGCCCGUGAUGGGUAUGGUGGAAGGUAUGCUGCAAAUCGCGCUGAAAUUUGCACGGAAAAUUACGGGGAUGAGCGAUGGACAGGCAAGCAGCGGACAAAGUCCGCACGAAGGAGAGGGAGAAAUAGUCAAGCUUCUAAACGCGUUUCGAAUUCGUUUUGCCAUGUUGGUAAAAGUCCUCAGAGGUAUGAUCGAACGGGACCUAAGCGGAAGUUCUUCUAGUCCCCGUAAAGGUGGAAGCACUGCCGUCACCGCGAUGGGAAAUGCAAAGGAGAUGGCCUGCUUUGCGAGGAUACUUGUGGAAGUGGAUGGAAACGGGUAUGUGGAAAGGGAAUUGGUUCCCCAGUUAGGGCGAUUACAAAGGGAAGUGGACGGAUGAGGAUCUGAUGGAAAAUGUAUGAAUUGUAUCUAUUGUUACUCUAAUUACUGUAAAAUAAUUCUUAUUCUCUAUUGUAUCUUCGAUGUAAGCAUAAUAAAAUUGAGUUGAUCUUCAUGCUUACCAAA
Messenger RNA from Spizellomyces punctatus DAOM BR117, 4956 nucleotides. RefSeq lists its product as uncharacterized. Bases 104 to 4831 code for a protein of 1575 amino acids. Gene Ontology annotation, cellular component: equatorial microtubule organizing center; centrosome; spindle pole. Gene Ontology annotation, biological process: cytoplasmic microtubule organization; meiotic cell cycle; mitotic cell cycle. The record is from RefSeq and is a predicted model, not a curated record. Gene Ontology annotation, molecular function: gamma-tubulin binding; microtubule minus-end binding. The transcript is spliced from 13 exons. NCBI's taxonomy places the organism in Eukaryota, Fungi, Chytridiomycota, Chytridiomycetes, Spizellomycetales, Spizellomycetaceae.